UAUGAAUAAAUGACUUGUGGAAAUUCUGUUAAUCGUUCUGUUCGUACACUUUAUUUAAUCUCGAGAUACUUCUUUUCAUUGCAAGUUAUAUAUGCAUGUAAUGAUAAAGUGUUACAACCGGUUUCCUGUGGUUUGAACAGCAUGCAGCUGAAUUAGCAUGUAGCCGUUAGCUUACAGUGUCUGCUCAUUAUCUCACACUGGUAUUUCAUAUAGAGAUAUAAGUUUCUGUUAAUGUGAAGAUGAGUGAACUAAAGGACUGUCCACCUCUGAAGUACUAUGACUUCAAACCUGUGGACCAUGUGAAAGUGUGUCCACGCUACACAGCAGUGCUCAGCCGCUCAGAAGACGAUGGCAUUGGCAUCGAAGAGCUCGACACGCUUCAGCUGGAGCUGGAAACACUCCUCUCCUCUGCGAGUCGACGUCUCAGAGCACUGGAAGAACAGAGACAGAUCCUUACAGACUGGCAGGACAAAAAAGGGGACAAAAGGUUUCUGAAAUUAGGGAAGGAUCCAGAUCUCGCAGCUUCUUCUCGCCAUUCCAAGCCUAAAAAACCGAAGCUUGAUGGAAAAGGAAGUCAUGGUCCCGGACCUGGACCAGGUAGACCGAAGUCUAAGAACAUACAGACCAAGGUCCAAGACUUUGAAUUUGAUGUGGACCCCCAAGAUAUACCCCGCAACCCUAAAAAUGAUGCUCCCAACAGAUUCUGGGCCUCGGUGGAGCCUUACUGUGCAGACAUCACAAAUGAAGAGAUCAGAGUUCUGGAAGAGCUGCUCAAACCCCCUGAAGAUGAAGCUGAAUACUACAAGAUCCCAGCUCUCGGAAAGCACUAUUCUCAACGCUGGGCUCAGGAGGAUCUGUUAGAGGAGCAAAGAGAGGGGGCAAGAGCUAACGACAAGAAAAAAAGCAUGAUGGGUCCUCUUUCUGAACUGGAUGCUAAAGAUGUAGAUGCUCUACUGAAGAAAUCAGAGUCUCAGCAUGAACCUCCAGAGGACGGCUGUCCUUUUGGACCUCUUACUCAGCGGCUUCUACAAGCACUCGUUGAGGAAAACAUCAUAUCCCCUAUGGAGGAUUCCCCUAUUCCAGAUAUUCCAGGCAAGGAUGAUGGGGCUGGUACAUCACCUCGUAGCCAGGGUAAAGCUUUCAGUGUGCCUCACACACGCUCUCUGGAGGCUCGUAUAAGAGAGGAGCUGGUAUCUCAGGGGCUGCUGGACUCUGAUGAAAGGCAAGGUGUCGGAGGAGAGUCUGAAGACGAGGUACUGGCUGAGCUGCAGAAAAGACAGGCUGAACUCAAAGCGCUGACCGCCCACAACCGCUCACGCAAACAGGAACUGCUCAAGCUGGCACGGGAAGAGAUGCGAAAACAGGAACUUCGACAGCGGGUUCGAGUUGCUGAUAACGAGGUCAUGGAGGCCUUCCGUCGCAUCAUGGCAGCCAGGCAAAAGAAACGCACUCCAACCAAAAAAGAGAAAGAUCAGGCUUGGAAAGCCUUGAAAGAGAGAGAAAGCAUUCUCAAACUCUUAGAUGGAUAAAUAUGACCGGCAGCUAUUAUGUGGUGUUUUCUUUUAUAUGUAUGUUGGCUAUGGACACUUCAUAAAGACAACUUCAACUUCAACUUCAAAGACAACUUGAGCUACAUGAAAAUGUUGUGUAAUGUUCAUAUGUUUUGGUUACUCUCUAGCCAGAGUAAGACCUGACGUGACUAGUUGUAAUAAAUAGGUGUUUGACACAAUGGGUUUCAAGUGCCACUGACUUAAUAUUGUUGAUGCCAGAAGUGCGGCACCUUAAGUUUACCUUUUUGUUGUUGCCUUUCUGUAUAGUUCCCACAUGCAGCUGAUUAACAUAAUAAACUAUUUCUUUAAAGCUAUUGUCAUAGUGUUGAUAGUGUUUGUUACUUAAUGGGAUAGAGCAAUAACACAGUAUUUUGCGUUUUUAUAUGAUGGAAAGAAAGCUUUUAUAAAGGUAUUGUACAUGGAAACAUCACGUUUGUAAAAUUAUAUAUGUUGUUGUCAUUUCAGUCCAUGUUGAAUUUAGUUUGUAUGUAUCUGACAUUUUGUAAACACCUUCUAAGCCAUCACAGUGUGGUUGCAUGUAUGUGUGUGUUUGAAAAUA
Labeo rohita (rohu) is the source of this 2109-nucleotide messenger RNA. RefSeq names its product transcriptional adaptor 3 (NGG1 homolog, yeast)-like (gene tada3l). Bases 240 to 1529 code for a protein of 429 amino acids. Gene Ontology annotation, molecular function: transcription coactivator activity. The transcript has 9 exons. Gene Ontology annotation, biological process: regulation of transcription by RNA polymerase II. Gene Ontology annotation, cellular component: SAGA complex. The record is from RefSeq and is a predicted model, not a curated record. NCBI's taxonomy places the organism in Eukaryota, Metazoa, Chordata, Actinopteri, Cypriniformes, Cyprinidae.